This is a messenger RNA of Caretta caretta (loggerhead turtle), 5189 nucleotides long. It is a transcript of the gene KLF13, whose product is annotated as KLF transcription factor 13. NCBI's taxonomy places the organism in Eukaryota, Metazoa, Chordata, Testudines, Cheloniidae. Gene Ontology annotation, biological process: regulation of transcription by RNA polymerase II. The record is from RefSeq and is a predicted model, not a curated record. Gene Ontology annotation, molecular function: RNA polymerase II cis-regulatory region sequence-specific DNA binding; DNA-binding transcription factor activity, RNA polymerase II-specific.
UUCCAUUGCCGACUCCAAGCUCACAGCCACAUCUCUGUGUCUGCACGUUGCUGUUUUUUCUCUCUCUCUCUCGCUCUCUCAGUGCAGCAGCAGCAGCUGAAGUCUAUGUUCAUUGCUAACCUGAUCAACCCAGGAUGUGGCUUCUCUGUGACAUCACACCCAGAUGUUUUUCCAUGCCACGCCCCCAUGGGGCUCUGAAACACUCAGAGGAGCAAUAACGGGGAAAGCUUAUUCUACUGUCACAAUGCAAUGGACGGGUUAGAGAAACUGCAUUUUUGUCAUUUCAUUGCACUCUAGAAGAUCAGCGUUAAUUCCCACUUAAAGCAACAAGCUGCCAGAGUUAGGAUUUGCUCUUUUUUAUUUCACUGGACUUUAAAUGCCUUUUCUCUUUAGUGACAAGCUGGGUGCAAUCUUCACAAACAGAGUGCAUUUAAGAUAGCUGCUCAGUCAGCCCUCGCUUCUACAAAGGGAUCCUAAGAAAUAGGAGGGGAAAAGUCUGCUUUUAUUUUAUUUUUUUUUAAAAAGGGAAAACGUGCAAUUUUUUUUUAAACACACCUAUGAAAAAUGGCAACAGCAGCAUACGUGGAUCAUUUUGCAGCCGAGUGCCUUGUUUCUAUGUCCAAUCGUGCUAUUAUCCACAGUCCCCAAGGGGACGCAGAUCCCCGACCUGAUGCAGCAGUACCUCCUCCUCUAUCAAAUGGAGAAAAUAAGCGGGAAGUAAGAGAGACUGGGAAAGACAAUGGAUCGUCGCUGUUUGUGGUGGCCAGGAUUUUAGCUGAUCUCAAUCAGCACGUCCCAAACUCUGCUACCGUUCGGAUGGAAAAAACAGAGAGCAUCGAUCACAGGGAAAAACUAAGUCCUUCUUUUCAUCCUCAGUUUGGGGAGGAAAGUGUCUCCCCAACCAGCAAGCGUGGCGAAGGAAAAGCAGCCACACCUACUAGCCUGGCUGCAGUAAGCGAGCCAAGCCCCAAACAAAGGAGCAGACGGGGAAGGAACCGGGCUGACCCUGAGUCACCCCAGAAAAAGCACAAAUGCCACUACGUGGGGUGCGAAAAAGUUUAUGGCAAAUCUUCCCAUCUCAAAGCUCAUCUAAGGACCCAUACAGGAGAGAGGCCUUUUGAAUGCAGCUGGCAAGAAUGCAACAAGAAGUUUGCUCGCUCCGAUGAGCUGGCCCGGCACUACCGCACUCACACUGGAGAGAAGAAGUUCGGCUGCCCUCUCUGCGAGAAGCGGUUCAUGCGCAGCGACCACCUGACGAAGCAUGCCCGUCGCCAUGCCAACUUCCAUCCCAGCAUGCUCAAGAGGCGGAGCGGCAGCAGCUCCAGAACAGGGUCUGUCAGUGACUAUAGCCGUUCGGAUGCAUCAAGCCCCACCAUCAGCCCUGCCAGCUCCCCGUAAACCUACCUGCACUGGAUGUCAGCACUUUGCCUCUGACACUUAUUGUGGAGUUGAAUUUGUGUUGCACACAGUUUUAAAACUGUCGCUUAUUUUGUUUUGUUUUUCAAAUCAGUAAGUAGCUGCCUCUCACUGCAACUUCAAAACAAGAACUCUUCACCUCGCCAAACAGGUGGCUGGUCUAACCUCACGGACAGACGGAUCUUAAUGUCCCACUUAGUGGCUCCUGCUGCCUCAAUAUUUCAUAUGUUUUACAGCCAAAAACAGAUGCUCUUGAUUGUUGUUUAUAUAUAAAAAACCCAGAAAACCUUAAAAAAAACCUAUGUAUAAUUCACCUCAGGUGUCCGAGCAGUUUUGAGAGAUCGGACUGCACAACACAAGCAUACAUACAGUUACAAUUCAGUUGUGUUGGGCUUUUCCCCCCGCCCCCUUCUCCUUUCUCAGGGAUGGCUAUUUAUAUUACACAAUAAGUACAAUGAAGACAUACCUUUGCCACAACCUUACUCGGUAAAUAUAUUUGCACUCAGAAGCAUUUUGUUGGGUUUUUUUCCACACACGUGGGGAAAAAACAAACAAACUAGUACUGGAAGUUAGUGCCAGGCUCUUUUAUUGUUUGAUUUCAGUUACAUCCUACCUUUGGGGGGCCAACUUUUUCAUUUAGUGCUCUUUGCUUUUGAGAGCAAGCAAUCCUUUCAUUUCUCACCGCAGAUGCUCCAAAAACCAACUUCCCGUUGCGAAAAUCUUCCUGUCUGAGUUGGAUAAACUUUUCUUUUUAAAGCUAGAUUAACUUCUGAGAAAGAUUUCUAAAUGAGAUGCCUUAAUCAAAUAAUCUAAACACAAGGAAACACAUUUACACUGGUUAACAGCUUUUCCAGCAAGGUGGUAUGGAAUUUUGGAGGCAUUUUGUCUUCUAGCUCUCUGAGUUAUAAGAUCUCUCUGCACUGCCUAUCGAAUAUGGGACCAACGAAAUAUUAAAGCAAACCACAUUGACUUGAACAACGUUCUUUUCCUUUUUUUUUUUUUAAAUAAAAAGAACUGAGAAAAGGUAGCUGAACCAAUGCCCAUCAAAACCUUUAUCAAGGUACUUACUUACUGUACAGCUGGAUGCUAACACAAAGAAAUUGCUUAAGACAAAGUUUCUGUACACUGUUGCAUCAUAACUGUGGUCACUGAUAAAAAGGAAACAAAAAACGUGCAUUUUUAAAAAUGUGUUACAAAAAUGGUGUUUUAGCUAAAAAAAUACUUCAGGCUUCUCUGUCACCUGUAGAGCAGCAUUCUAUAAAGCAAUGUCCCCUUCACCUAUGAGACAUUGUAUAUUAAAAAGGGGAGUUUAGAUUUUUCUAUUAAUUUUUAAUACUAGACCACUUUAUCAGGUAUAUAUCUGUGCUUUACAAAUGGUAUAUAAUAUAGCAAAGGACCAGAAUAUUGUGAUGUCACAGAGACCUCAUUGUCAGAAAAUACACUUUGUUUGGAUUGGCUGGUUCAGAUGGUGCAUAUUAAAAAUUCAGGUGCUUUUGGUUUUGGAUUUUUUUCACAUUACUGUAAAGAAUAAAUGCAGUCAAGUGUAGCACAAUGAAAAGAAACUCAAUACACCAAACCUGCUGUUUGAUAUAAAGUUAAUGCCUCCACAUUCCAAAGGAGUCUUGAUCCAUAUCUUACUUGCUGCUUUGCAUUGAUCCAAUUUUGCUAGAUUUUUAAAAAAAAUUGUACUGUACAUUAACUGUGAGAGGCUAGUAUAUUAUAGAUUUGUAAGUAGUUUCAUAGGUACUUGCAUACCAUUUACAUUGUUGAUAAUACCAAGCGCUCUUUCAGUUGUAAGAUUGGUAACUGCUUAAACACAGGUUAAAGUGCAGAUAUUUCAGUAUUUUUGUGUAUAUUUGUUUCAAACUUCACCUUUACAAAAACAAUUUUUUUCUAUUGAAUUGUAAAAUCACAUAAGGCUGGACAUUCUGGCUUCGUAUGAUGGAUGGAAAAAGCCUUUUGACAGAAGUCCGAUUAUUGUUUAACUUGUGUGAUGAGUUGCCUAAAUACUGUCGGUUUAGGAAAAGCCAUGUUCAUUUACCUCCCUAGUUACAACUGUUGUAAUCUCUUCUGAUAAAAUACACAACGUUGAUAUUUUAAUACAAUUCAGGUAGCAGGAAUUCACUUUCCAAUAGCUUUUGCAGCUCAUAAAAGUGCUUUUGUGCUGUAGUUAGUAAAGGGAUAAUAAAGACAACUAGCUUAGAGAAUUGUACCGGUCAGUUGGGCCUAGUGCGCACACUCUUAAAACAAUUCAUUAAGUGUAAAAAAUAUUUCUCUCAUCAUGAAUAAAUCUUACUGUAGGGAUAAGGAUAAAGGAAACAAAACUGAAAACAAAGGAUGAUUACGAAGUACUCAUCAAAAAAGUGAUGGCCUUUGUAUGUUAUGGCUUCAAUCGGGUAUGCUUUAUCAUCUCCAAAGAAAGCAUUAUUUUCUUCUUAGUUCUGUUGCAUAAGCAGAAUACAAUUCCAUUCCACCCAUUAUACUACAUGGUGACAUAGAUUUAAAACAGGUUCUUGACCUAUCACUGAAUGCAAAAUUCAAGUUUAUAGGGUAUACUAUGAAUUAAUGUAACUCAGGUAAAGAUAUGGAUUAGUUUAUAAGCAAAAUGCUUUGACAGUCUCAGUCUAGCUAUAGCAAAAGUUUGUCUCUACUGCUCUAGCAGCACUGGAAGAGGAUAGUAAAUCCAUUCUGAAUAAAUCUUUUACCCAAACAACAAACUGUAACUUUUAUCUGCCUGCUCCCAAAAAUAUUUGGAAUCAUUCUGUAAAGUUAGAUGGGAGCAAAAAUAUUGAAUGCAAGCUGUUCUCAGUGGAAUUCCCAACUCAACCAAAUAAUCUCAUGAGAAAAGCCAUGCGACCAAUUUUAUUCUUAAAUUGGGGCAGUAUCUGCGUCAAACCUUCAAACCUUUUUAAUUUCCUCAGAGAUAAAAUUUUGUAGUUAAUAUUCUGAUCUGUCAUGUGUUAAGACCCUGGCUAGAGUUUCAAAACUUACAUUAAAUGCUUUCUACAUUAGUGGUCAUAAAGAUUAUGAACAUUUAGGUUCUUGUUAAUGCCAGAUUAAUAGUGACCCACACUAAUGCUUCUGUAAAUGGAUCAGCAAAUUGAUUCAGAGACACAAUGAUUGGAUUUGAACAGCACCUCUCUCAAGAUUCUCUUAGCUAAAGAGACAGUUUUGGUUUCUCCAGCGUUUGUCCAGAAGCAGAAGUGGCAACAAUAUCAUAAGAUUCUGUUCUCAUUCCUCAGUUUUGGCAGACUCAAGUAGCCUAGACUGUUCAGAUAAAGCAUUUGAAAUCUGGAUGCUUAUCCAAACAGACCCCAAACUCCAAACCUUUUGUUGUUUUAUCCAACAUUCUGACUUAAAAACUAGUCUCCCAUUACUACACCCAAACUGAACAUUCAGGAUACACUGCUUUGGCUAAGUACAAAUUCUUCCCACUCCUCUAUGUCAUGUGCUUAUCUCCUUCCUUCCAAGCACAGAGACCCAAGCACUCAAGCUGAUAUGGCUGGUCCUGAACAAUGAAAUUGCCUUGAGAUUAUAAAUUUUUGAUUUUACUCAACAAUAAAUUAAUUAAUAGCAGCAAACAAUAAAACCAUUAGGAUUUGUUUACAGUUGUCCCCAGCCCUGGUCCUAGCUCCUUUUGCUGUAGUUAAACUGAAGUGCCACGAUGUAUGAAGAGCCUGCAACAAUGAAAAUGAUCGUUUUAGUUUUCUUGGAAAUUGUAAAAAGAAAAGGAGUACUUGUGGCACCUUAGAGACUAACCAAUUUAUUUGAGC